AUGCACAUGCUUCACCUGGGUAGGCUCCAGAUGCAUAGGGUUCCCUUGGUCAGGUUUGAGAUUUGCACUCCUCUACAGGUUAUGCCUGCUGAUGCUGCUCAUCAAGGACCUCACCCUUCUCAAGUAAAGGUUCUUUCGGAGUUUCAUGGACCUCAUGACCUUGGACCUCAUGAGCUUGGUCAUCAUUCUGACCAUCUUGGUGAGCCUCUUCAUCAAGGUGGGAAUGCUGAUGAUCUUGGUGAUGAUGUUGGUGAUGAGGCUAAUUAUGGUCAAGAUGCAACUGGUGGUGUUCUUGUUGAUGCUCAAGAUGCUGAUGGUGUUCAUGUUCAUGCUGCAACUGGUGGUCUUCAUGUUUAUGCUCAUGCUGCUGAUGGUGAUGGUCAGGAUGAUGGUCAUGAUGAUGGUCAGGCUAAGGGUCAUCAUGCACAUCAGCAACAGUCUGAGUAUCAUGCUGAUUGUCAUGAUGAUGGUCAGUCUGAACAUCAGCAUCAGUCUGAGCAUCAUGCUGAUGUUCAUGAUGCUGACCUUGGUGAUCCGUAUUGGUUGUAG
This is a messenger RNA of Chenopodium quinoa (quinoa), 549 nucleotides long. RefSeq lists its product as uncharacterized. The record is from RefSeq and is a predicted model, not a curated record. NCBI's taxonomy places the organism in Eukaryota, Viridiplantae, Streptophyta, Magnoliopsida, Caryophyllales, Amaranthaceae. The coding region runs from base 1 to 549 and encodes 182 amino acids. The transcript has 3 exons.